AUGAGCCAAAUUACAUCGAGCAUUGGGCAUGCUGCGCGAGACGUUGCGAUGGUAAUUUUUGUCGUUUUGUAUCUAAAUUUAGACGUAAAAAAGGUGCUUGCAGCAGUUUUAUGCCUUUUUUGAGCUGCUAAAGCAAAUUUGAAGUCGCCGAACGCUCUCUUUUGUGAUUUUCAAGUGCAAUAUGUUGUACUAGACAAAUUCUACGAAAAUUUGAGGUUGGCGUUGUGAGACUGCCGUCAUCGGGUGUCUCUUGGAUUUAUUUGGGUCUAAAGUUAAUUUUGCAUUAUUUUCAGCACAUUCAACACGACUGGCAUGACGCAUGGGUUACGCAAUUUCACGGAAUGAUGAAGGAUCAGGUAAGAUUUAUAUUUGGAGUUCUUCUUGGUGCUUAGAGUGCAAAAUACGGUGUUUUGCCUGAUCGUCAUGCUUUUAUGGCAUUCUGGACCAGUAUUUGGCGUCAUUGCGAAAAUUUAGGGCGAAUCUUCUUAUUCAUGUAUCACUAUAUAAAUUUAUCGCUUUCAGUGCAUUGGCGAUUACUUCAAUCGAUUCCGUGGAUUUCUAAAGGACGAAGACGCUAAGCCCCAGCUUUUUCACACAGAAGUCACUGGAUACGGAGUAAGUUUUACCUUUCUUUUGGUUUUUUUGAUCUUAGUGUCUAGUGGAACAUAAUUUCUGAAUCUUUCGGUCUUGAUCCGUGCUAACUUGCUCAUGAUAGGGUACAUUUCUUCCGCCAAGUCCCGAACACGAGUCAUCUUCCUCCUGCACGCCCACUCCACAGUCCUCCUCUCAUGACUUUGAACAUUCAAAUGAAGCCGACUCUUGCAGCCUGACCCUGAUUACAGAGGGUUCCAAGAAUGCAAAGCUAGCGAACGACAGUUUUCAAUUCCAAACACCAAAGACUACAAAAACAUCCAAGAAUACGAACAGAAGCCAAAAGAGGCAAAAAUCGGUGAAGCAACCGGCAAUUAUUGAAGUUAAAGUGAGUUUUCUUAUUUUUUCUUUGUGUUUUUGGUGUUUAGAAAUAGUGUUGGAUUCUGUCGAAGGUCUUGAGUGCAAAUUCAUCCCAAAAUUUUUUGAGUUUUAUAGUUUUUUGGCCACGUCCCAUCAGAUAUCUAAAGCAAGGAAAAUUUUUUGAAAACCUGGUGUUUUUCCGCAUUCCUAUGCGUAGAAAAGAUCUGUACUAAUAUUUCUGGGUUUAGGGACCGAGAUACGCCUAUAGUGCUCAACGUUUGACCCUUCGUUCCCAUCAGAUUACCAAAAAUAAGGUGGUUUUGAGAAAUCUGACCAAAAAGUCAAGUGGUCCUCGCCUUUUCCAACCCAAGAAAUUCUUGAAAUUUAACUUCUCAUUCUAAUAGCUCUCUUUUAUAUACUAACAUCUUUUUUUAACGAUUUUUCAUGUGUAUAAAUAGUCUUUCUUUCACCUUACCAGUAGCCCUCAUAGUUUUAUAACUGGUACGAUUGGGGAAAAGGACGAUUGCGGAAACCGAAAAGUAUUAUUUUUCUUCGAUGCAAGUGUGAAAUUAGGAUAAUCGACGGUGGUGAUUUCGAAAAUGACAUUCAUUUUUUUUACUUUUUUCCUUAAGUAGUACUGUAAAGUAGUAAUUUUUUGAUUUUUUUUCAUGAAUACUCGAUUUGGGGGUUUUCGAUGAUGCUGAUUUUUAAAAAAAAUGAAUAACAUUUUCAAAACAGCACCAUCGAAAACCCCCAAAUCGAGUAUUUGUGAAGAAAAAUCAAAAAAUUACUACUUUACAGUACUACUUAAGGAAAAAAGUAAAAAUCAAAAAAAAAAAUUUAUGUCAUUUUCGAAAUCAGCACCCUCGAUUAUCCUAAUUUCACACUUGCAUCGAAGAAAAAUAAUACUUUUCGCUUUCGCCAAUCGUUCUUUUCCCCAAAGGGCCGAAUCCGAGUUUUUAUCGAAUAAAUAUAUUGUAACCUACGAGAAAUGUUGGAUAAUUGACGAGAAUGAUAACAGAGGGUCUAGCUUUGUGGCUCGAGUGAAAUUUUUGGGAAAAUUUUUCCGGGAUCAACUUUUUUUUGCAAUUUAUAUUAUCCAUGUUGCAGAAGAAGAAACCGGUUGAAGAGGUGUGCCGAAAGCCCUGGUAUCGUUGGGAAAAUGACGUCCGAAAACUCACCGCCAUGCUGAAUGUUCCCGCACCUCGAGAUGGCCCUCGAAGAUAUUACAAACUCUUCGAACGACACAAUAAUGAGGCCAUUCAGGUAAUCAUGGAUACUGUCAUUUAAAAAUUAAUGUUAUUUUGUUUUGUAUAUAUAAUAAAAUGAUCAUUGGACAUGCAGAGAGCGAUUGGUAUUGGAAUUCCUCGACAAUUUCAGCAUUUUUUUUUCUACCUAGUACAACAUCAGACCUCAACUACAACAUCGAAUAACGUCGAUUUUUUAGCGCUUUGACCAAAUGCGAUCCCCAUUCACUGUUUCGAACCUCCCAAUGGCGGCUCCUCCGCAAUACCAAGCGGGCCCGUUGUACAGCCCCAUCGUAGCGCCCUAUCCACCAGUCAACAUCCGCCUUCCAUAA
Molecule: messenger RNA, 2530 nt
Organism: Bursaphelenchus xylophilus (pine wood nematode)
Lineage: Eukaryota; Metazoa; Nematoda; Chromadorea; Rhabditida; Aphelenchoididae
Source: the annotation of a GenBank genome assembly